Symsagittifera roscoffensis is the source of this 789-nucleotide messenger RNA. RefSeq lists its product as uncharacterized. The coding region runs from base 1 to 789 and encodes 262 amino acids. Lineage: Eukaryota; Metazoa; Xenacoelomorpha; Acoela; Convolutidae. The transcript has a single exon. The record is from RefSeq and is a predicted model, not a curated record.
AUGACAUCAAACCAGUACGAGACAAAACUUCUGGAGGUGUUGUCUGGUGAUCAAUUUCAGACGUUGAGAGCAGUGAAAGGUAAACCCCUGUUGUUGAAAAUUGAAGAACGUUUUAACAAGUCCCUGCAAACUCUUUGUGAACAUGGGAGUAUCUCGCAGGCGUUUUAUCAGUCCACGCGUGCCACUGGCUCUCAGUCAGCUAGAUUGUAUGGUCUCGCUAAGUUGCACAAAGACAAUGUGCCAUUAUGCCCCGUUUUAUCUUUACCAGGUAGCUGCUAUCACAAACUGAACAAAAUUUUAUCGCGUUUCUUCGACAAAGUGCCUGGAGCGAAUAUCGAGACUUGUACUCCGGCAAAGAAGGAUCUGCUAGCCAGCUCCACUAUUGAUGAAGAUGAAACCGUUUUUUCCCUUGACGUGAAGAGCUUGUAUACUAACGUUCCAGUUCAGGAAGCCAUCAUUCAUGCUGUGGAAUGUUUGUAUAGUUCUGAAUGCGUUCCUGAGUUCGAGAAAGACGUGUUCAUUCAGCUUAUGAAAUUGGCGGUCACAGAAGUUCAUUUCAUGGCUUGUGGGCAGUGGUUUCUUCAGAAAGACGGCGUUGCCAUGGGCUCUAGUCUUGCAGUUUUUCCGGCGAACUUGUGGCCGAAGAAAUUUGAGGAAAAGAUACGCCUAGAAGUCACUAGACCACCUAGCACUGUGGAGAGCAACAUUUGUAAGGUGUGUCUUGAGUUGGUCACUUGGGAGGGCAGCUCUGUUUUUUGUGACGGCUGCUGUACCUGGUGCCAUGCAUGA